AUGCAGUCAGCCAUUCAGUCGGUGACACACAACUUGCCGGUGUUCGUCCAGCGACCGGCUAUCGCGCUCAUCGGACAAGAAUGCUACACGACGCUCGUCUACAAUGUCGACCUCAGCUCGACCCACUGUCUCAAGUAUGCCAUCUCGAAAGCGCUCGGCUUGGGCAUCGUCGUGUUUGGUAGCAUCAUGAAGGUGCCGCAGAUCCUCAACAUUGUCAACAAUCGGAGUGCACGCGGCAUCUCGCUGUCGAUGUACACGCUCGAGGUGAUGGCGUAUGCCAUUUCGCUCGCCUACGCGGUUCGAUCUCGUCUUCCCUUUUCGACCUAUGGCGAGAACGCCAGCUUGACGGUGCAGAACAUGAUCAUCUUGCUGCUCGUCAUCGCAUACACGGCGGAUGGAAAAACAGGCCGCGUUGACCCAUCAGCCCACUCGACCAAGAUCACCUUCGCAGCGGCACUCAUGGGCAUCGGAUCGCUCGCCCUCGCCACGCCCUCCAUCAUCCCUGCACAAACGCUGACAUUCUUGCAAGCAUGCACGAUCCCCAUCUCGCUCGCAUCCAAGGUGCCGCAGAUGGCAGAGCUGUACCGUGAAAAGAGUCGCGGUCAGCUGAGCAGCUUUGUCGUCUUCGCCCAGCUCCUCGGCACCAUCGCACGCAUCUUUACGACCAUGACCGAGACGGACGACAAGCUGCUGCUGUGGGGCUUCGGACUGGCUGGCGUGUUCAAUGCGGUGAUUGCAGCGCAGGUCAUGUACUACUGGAACGGCGACAAGGCGCUGGCGGAGCAGAAGAAGAGGGACGGUGAGAAGAUCGGAUUGCAUUCGUCGUCGUCGGCCAACAUUGCGCCUUCGUUCGAGCCGUUCUCGGUCAGCACUCAUGGUCCGCCCAAGGCUGGCGGUAGGAAGCUGGAUUGA
Kalmanozyma brasiliensis GHG001 is the source of this 912-nucleotide messenger RNA. RefSeq names its product Mannose-P-dolichol utilization defect 1 protein. The record is from RefSeq and is a predicted model, not a curated record. Lineage: Eukaryota; Fungi; Basidiomycota; Ustilaginomycetes; Ustilaginales. The coding region runs from base 1 to 912 and encodes 303 amino acids. The transcript has a single exon.